AGAUGGUUUACAUGUUCUGUGAGAUGUUAAUAUUUAUGGAAAGAAUGUAAAAAACAAAAUACCCUGUCCAGCCUAAUGACAAAAAUAGAUUAUUUUUACUGACAUCAACUCUUACCUCUGUGCUCUGAUGGUGGUAGGUUACAACCCCAUCUAGUGGCCAAAUGAAAAUACAACUUCGUGUCUCAUUUAUGUACUAGUAGUUCAUUCAUUAAUUGUAUACCUAGAAAUAGCUGCUUUAACUUUUUAGCUCAUAUUGUUAUGCAUAUGCAAUCCUGUGUAAAUAAUAUUCACUAUAAACAAAAUGGUGAGGAAUAAAAUGGGGAAAAUAUUGCUAGUUAGGUAUGCUGUUGUUAGCUUUAACUACCAUUUCUUUUAUUCAUUUUUAUUUCUAUUUGUCGUGGGAAAAAAAAAAUAUUUCCAAGCACUGCUCGGGUAAAAAUCACUCAAUCAAGUUUAUUCGUGAAUUGUGCACAACUCAGAGAGCUCAUAGGACAAUCAGUAAUGAAGCAAGACUGAACGGAAAGCUCUGCCAGGCAGAGACAACACAUGAGUUUUAUGCAAAAGGGAUAAGGAAUCCAAAGCAUGGGAAACAGACUGGUUCCCAUGCAGUUGUGAAAAACAACGUCUAACCUUGUACAUGUAACCCAAAUAGUGAAAACUUGGUGGGAAUAUACAGAACUUAGAAUAAACAUACAGCAAUACAACUAGCAGGUGUAACCUUAUUGUAAUUUUUCCACAACACUAUUGUUGCUGUUUUUAAUGUCGUUUUUAUUCACCUGUCUCUAGAAAAUUUAGCAUAAUUGUCGUAAAUUAAUGUUUUAAUUAAUGCCACAUCCUACUGUCGGAACUUAAGUAUCCAGUCGUGUAAUUUAAUAUGUGAAGUUUGAAGAGAAUAUUACAUUUUGACAUUUUUACUUUUUACUUAUUGUCAUUAUUGUUUAUUUUUAUAUCAUUCAUAUUAAGCCAUGAGGGCGCAAUUUUAUUUUCCAAGGAUUUAGCCUUCUGACACAUUCAACUGUGAUUGGCUGCAGUGCUGCGUUUUGAUUGGUCGAUCUGGACAAGAGAGCGUGGCUGGACGUCAAUGUUUAUGUAGCUCCUCUAUGUCGGGUUUGUGCAACAGCAUCAAGGUCUCUGCAAUGUGAUUUCCUGACGCUGAUUUGUUGUCGUCCCGUAUAAGCUCGCCGUUUUCCGUCACGUUAUGUCGCAGCCUCUGACAUGGGGCACCACUAGCCGGUGAAAGACGGAAGAGACGGAGGAAAACGCCGGAAUGGCAGGCGCCUUUGCCUUCAAAGGCUGCCAGAAAAUUCGCGGUGCGCAAAUCAGGGUUCUGCUCGAAGCGAAGGACUUCUUCCUCUUCGACUGCGACGGGGUCAUUUGGCACGGAGAGAAUGCGAUCACGGGAGCGGCCAAGGUGGUGAACGCUCUGAUCCGCCGCGGGAAAAACGUGGUGUUCGUCACCAACAACAGCACCAGGCCCCGGGAGAAUUACGUGAACAAGUUCACGCGCCUGGGCUUCACCGACGUGAUGCUGGACCAGAUCUUCAGCUCCUCCUACUGCUCGGCCCUCUACCUGAGGGACGUCGUGAAGGUCCGCGGCCAGGUGUUCGUCAUCGGCUGCGAGGGGCUCCGCGUGGAGCUGCUGGAGGCGGGGAUCCCCUGCGUGGAGGAGGCGGACGACCCGGACGCCACCAUCUACAACUGCGCCCUGGCUCCGGACGUGAAAGCGGUUCUGGUGGGACACGACGACAAACUGACUUUUCUCAAACUGGCUAAAGCUUCGUGCUACCUGAGGGACCCUGAGUGUCUGUUCCUGGCCACCGACAACGACCCGUGGCACCCUCUGUCAGGUGGACGGAUCCUGCCAGGUUCUGGUUCCCUCACUGCCGCCCUGGAAGUGGCGUCGGGCCGUAAAGCGACUGUGAUCGGCAAGCCGAGCCGCUUCAUGUUCGAGUGCAUCUCCAGCCAGUUCAGCGGCGUGGAUCCCGCCCAGUGCCUGAUGGUCGGGGACCGACUGGAGACCGAUAUGCUGUUCGGGUCCAACUGUGGCCUGGACACCAUGCUCACCCUCACCGGCGUGUCUCAGAUUGAGGAGGCCCAGGAAUACAGAAGCAGCGACCUGACCACCAACCACAGCUACGUGCCUGACUACGUGGUGGACACCAUCGCCGACUUCCUCCCAGCUUUUGAGGAAAUAGAAGAGCAGAACGACGAUUGACGAACGAUUUCGUCGGCAGCACAGAUCGCUUUUGCGACAUUACGAGUGCAGUGUUGAGUCUCACGUUUGCACGAAAAUUUUCCAGUUUAUGGGAAGAAGAGGGGAGGGGGGAAAAAAAAAAACCAACCACUGCUUAUAUCAAAAGCAACGCACAUCUAGGACUAAUAUCUGAAAAAUAUUGAUUAACCUGUGCAUUCCUGUGUUUCUUCUAGUGUUGUGGCCGUUUGUGACUGAACGUUUCGCUGUUGCCGUGUUUAAUGGAUAUACUGCACUUUGUUAUUCAAGUCCAUUGGUAGUAUUUGAUAUUAGGGUUUUGAACAUUCAAAGUUAUUUUUGUAAAACCAUGAAUUAUUCUUAAUUCAUGUGUUUAGGAGCUGGUAUUGUUUUGUGAAUGCAGAAUAACCUCCUCUGAUCUGGCUGGCUGAGUGUCACUUCGAGGUGAAAACGUGCAGCUCUGGCAGAAAAUAAAAGCGGCGACUGUGGGCGGAGUGUCUUCUCACCUGUCAUGUCUGUACUACAUUGUGCCAACAUUUAUCUGGGUAAUGAACAACUCACUGGACUCUAUUUUGGAAAACAUUAAUUCCCAUGCCAGUGUUUAGCACUGACAUGGGAAUAUGAAUGCUGUGAAUGUUUUUACCAUUUAAAGCAUGCCAGCAAUGGUAUCAAUAAAAUACCCGAGGAGCAGA
This is a messenger RNA of Gambusia affinis (western mosquitofish), 2901 nucleotides long. Its product is annotated as pyridoxal (pyridoxine, vitamin B6) phosphatase. Gene Ontology annotation, cellular component: cytoplasm. The transcript is spliced from 2 exons. The record is from RefSeq and is a predicted model, not a curated record. The coding region runs from base 1268 to 2215 and encodes 315 amino acids. Gene Ontology annotation, molecular function: phosphatase activity. NCBI's taxonomy places the organism in Eukaryota, Metazoa, Chordata, Actinopteri, Cyprinodontiformes, Poeciliidae.